Molecule: messenger RNA, 10268 nt
Organism: Equus caballus (horse)
Lineage: Eukaryota; Metazoa; Chordata; Mammalia; Perissodactyla; Equidae
Source: RefSeq, a predicted model, not a curated record
UGACAGACGAGUGGUGUAGGUCCACUCCCAGGAGUGGAAGCCAGCCGCCGAAGUGGAGCGCACCAAACUUAACCACUAGGGCAUCAGGGCUGGCCCUGCAUUCGUUUUCUAUUUGACAGUCCAAUGGUAGCUUUUUCGGUGGAGGGGAAUGACUGGGGUGACCAUGGCUGGUGAGUGGUUUAGGCCUGUGUUGGGGUUCUUGUAACUGAGGCAUCAGGGAUUGGGGCACUGUAUGUCAGUAACAAGGGGUCAGGAUACAAGUUGAUGGGUGGCCUGUUGGGGGUUGUGAGUAGGUGGACACUGGGGGUAGUAAUUGGAGUCAUUGGAGGGGUUGAGGGUGUCAGAGUUUGUGCAGAGCUGGAGGCCCUGUGUGGUGGUCAGUGAAUGGUGGGUCAGCACUGGGUGGGAUGUCAUGGAGGUGAAUGGUGGGGCCCCUGUGUGAUAAAGGAUUGGGGAUCCCUUGAGGUUAGUGAUGGGGGUUAAUUGAGGGGGCUGGUGAUGAUGGGAGAUAGCAAGCCUGAGGGGGCUCUGAGAACAGUGAUUAGGGCACCUGUUAAGAUGAGUGAAUGGGUGCCUGUAGGAGGGAGUGAUCAGAGAGGUCUGUGGAGGCCCUUUGGGAUUCAGUGUUUGGAGCUUCACACGUUUGGUUUCUAGUCAAUGAAUAGACGCUGUGGAGAUUAACAAAUGGGGGUUUGGUGGAACCAGUGAUGAGGUUUCUUGGCAUCAGAGUUUAGGAACCCGUGGGAAUCGGUGAUUAGUGAUAAUCAAUCAAGGGGCCUGUAGGGAUGACUGUGGCUCGUGCAUGGGACUGAGUAAGGGAGAGCAUCGUGUGACCGUAAAUAAAGGGUCCUGUGGGUGAUCAGGGCAGGACUGUGGAGAGACUUUGGGUUUCGUUGACUCGUGUGCUCCUGUAGAUUGGUUUUGUCACUUGGGGGCUGCCUCUUGGAGGCUUUGCUAGAGGAAUUAUUGGGGAUCCACAGCAUGUGCGAUUGAAGGUCCUGGAGGGAUGGCCUGUGAAAUCAAUAAUCAGGGUUCUGGGAAGGUGAUAGGCAUGUAGGGUAAGUGAUAAUGGGGUUUGUGGGUCUCGGUGGUUUGUUGUCUGGAGUUUGUGCAGGGCUUGUUGUGUUCAGUGAUCUAGGGGCUGGAGACUUCUCAGGUGGUCAUUGUGGGUGACUGGGGGCUUUGAGGGUCCUGAGGGUUGGUGCAUGGGCUGGGAUGGUAUAUGGAUUGGCACAGUGUGGUUUGGUCAUUUCAAGGUCCGUGGGGGUUUGUGUGUGCUGAGGCCGUCUUUGGGACCUCUGUUGGUGAUUGUGGGACCUAUGAGGGUGGUGUUUGCAGGUUUGGGUGGCUGUGAGUGAGUGUUGGUCGUGUGUUAGCUCAGGCAGGACUCUCAAGUAGUGACUUCUGUGACACAGCCACGUUCUUCGACCACUCUCACCCAGCACGUGCUUUGUUGGUCAGUGACGGCUCCUUGUACUUGAAUCUUUCCUUGUUUAGGAGUUCUCAGCAGCCCCAUUGGCUGUAAGGUCCUCCGCCUGGCUUGUUGAACCUCAUCGCCUGUCUCUCCCUGCACCACCUCCAGCUCCAGCCGGUUGUGGCUGAGGCUUCUUGGCAGGCGUGGUCUUCCUGCAGUUCCACAGCGGGCUCCUUCUCCUCUUCACCUCAGCUAAAAGUCGUCUCCAAGAGGGCGCCUCUGGCUGUGCUGAAGGAGCAUCUUUCAUUCACCCCUUCCUCUGUCACAUUUAAAACUUAUUCUGAGCGUUCUCACAGUCUGAAGUUAUUUUAUUUACUUGUUUACCUGUUUGCCAUCCUAGAAGGUGUUUCCUGGAGGGCACAGACCCGUGUGCCCAGAACAGGGCCUGUAGUAGUGCUUUCAGCAAAUUGCUGCUUUCCGGCCAGUAAAUGAGAGUGAGAGUGUGUGUGUGUGUAUGUGUGAACGUAUGUGUGUGUAUGUGUGAGUAUUUAUGUGUGUAUAUAUGUGUGUGUUUUGUUUGGGAAAAGUUAUGCUCAGAAACUGAAACUCUUUGCCAAUAGUUUAUCUAACACAGGUUCCCUCUGGGAUUUAUAAUAGUUUCACAAGCCAAUAGCAUAGAGGAUAACGUCUCUCAAUAAGCCAAUAAAGAAACAACAUAGACCAAACCAGCUAUAGGUUAAUCACGCUGUUGUUCCAGGCAAGGGGAGAUGAAAGGAAUAAAGUCCAAGUGUAGUUCGAGUAUGCCUUUUUUUUUUAUACGAUUAGGCCCUUGGGAGAGUUGACUUGACCAACGGAGAACUGACAUCCAGCUGCCAGCACAAAACGAAAAUGAAAAGUCCUUGUUUUUAGGGAACAACAGCACCAGUGUUGGUGGGCAGGCCACUCUUCAUGGGGACCCUGAGAGGUUUGUCACCACUACCAGCAGGGGGGUCGCCCGCCCCUACCAUGGCGGGAGCUAAUGCCCCAAGGUCUUCGGAGAGUUGAUUUAGGUCAGCAAGGAGAGCCUUGCCCAGACCGAAACUCCUGAAUAAUCCUAACUCUCAGUAUUCAUAGUCUAAAUGUCCGUUUGUCCUAUUGCUUCUACACAUGUUCUUACUCAUCACCCCCAGGGGGACCCCUCAGCAACUGGGCUGCUGAGUUCCUAUUACAGACAACAGAUGAGGUGAUGACAUCCUGACACAACUUACUUCGUUCUUCUAUCGAAACAACUUUUUUUUGUCUUUGUCAUAAACGAAUGGAUUAAAACAAAUCAUAAACGAGUGGAUUUGAAAUCAUAUUAAACCAAUGCACAGCAGUGUAAGGGCAUGGAUGUAUACGUGCGUCUGUGUGUGAGAGACUUGAUGUCAAUGUGAGAGCAGAGUGCGGGAGUAUGUCAGAAUCCUGAAGGUGACUGUUGUGAAUGUUAGGACAAUCAGCAUGUUGCCUUUUCCAGGGGGACAGCUAGAGAAGCUCUGUGCAUCAACCCAGAAGGGGUCCAAACUAAAUAGAAGCUUCCAGGACAGGUGGGCCUUGUCUCAGGGACCCCAGGUCUGGAGAGCCAUAACCAUGGGCUCUCUUUCACUCAGAGCCCUCUCAGGGCUUCCUGGACUCUGAGACCCCCUUCCAUGCCCUGGAGCCUGGAGCAGCUCCCCAGGCAUUUCGGAAAGAGGUGCUUUUCCUUUGGAUGUUGUUCUCUACUCUCUCAGGACAUUUUUUCCUGAGAGAUCUGUCCUGAAGCCCUGCACUCCGUAGGGGAACAAAAUUUGUCACCCCAAAGUAUGUCUCUUUGGCAUAAGGAUUCUUUUAGGCUGGUUAUCUUAAGAAACAGCAGACAUGGUAGGAGCUCUGAAAACUGAGAAGUUACCCUUUUGUAAGAGAUAUUUACAUUUAUAAGGGAAGUCUCCACGUGGAAGGAUGUCUCCCUCACUGUACCGGGAAGAGGGGGACAACUCAGUCUCUAGAAACUUGUCAACGGAGAAGGCAGAGACUUAAGUCUGCAUUACAACCGUACCCUUGUUUACUGAACAACCUCCCAUAACUGACUCCCACCCCCAACAUCUUUUGUCUUUAGCUGAAGAUGAUAUUUAAGGUGGUGGUUUGGGCCAUUUAGAGGAGUUACUCAGUUUUCUUGGAUCUCUCCCAUGUAUGUGGGAGGGAUACGUGUUAUUAAACUUCUGUCAGUUUUUCUCCUGUUAUUCUGUCUCAUGUCAAUUUCCUUCUUAGACCAGUCAGAAGAACCUAGAAGGGUAGAGGAGAAAUUUUGCCUCCCCGGGAACUCUUCACAUUGGACUAGAAAGUGUCCACUUUCACUCGGGGAAUCCGACCUUUUAUGUCUGCACCCCUGAGUAGCAGAACCACGUCACUCUUCUCGCUUCCCACUCCUAGGAACUCUUCCUGCCCUGGACGCCCUUGCUCUGCCCUCUACCACUACUUUGGGUCAAAACUCAAAGUCCAGCCUAUUUUUCAGACUGACUGUGGUUCUUGACUGCCCCACAAGACCCUCACUUUGGGACUAGUCUCCCCUUGAUUCUCUUUUUGACAGAGAGGGAGACGUUUAAGGCCCUCAAGGGGAUGAUGACAGGAGGUGGUCCAUAUGGCCAGGUCAAUGCUAAGCAGCGUUCAGGUGUUUCCUUCCUGCCUCCUGCUCACCCUCUGCACAAGGCGCAGGCUUUGCUGACUGUGCAGUGCAGGGCUCCUGAGCGGGUGGCGAUCAGAGCAGGCUUGUCUAGUCUGUGUCCAGACUAGACCCAACUCGGGGUGGGUAGUAACUGCCUUGAAGGAGCUGCUAUUUUGGCUGCACUCUUGUUAGCUGCCCUGGGGCAAAACCUGGCAGUUGGGUGACACCCUGGCGUAACUUUCUCCCCUCAUUUGCAGCAGAUGAGUGGACACUUCUGUCCAUCUUUCUCUGUGUCCAUCGACAUUGAAGGUGCCUUUCCCAUUGUUUGGUAGAACAGAGCCUCCAAACAGCGCAUUCUUGCUCUCAGUCUUCUGCAGGUACCACGUUCUCUCCUUGCUCACUGUUUUCUGGAGCGGUAUCCACUGACCUGUCCACCACACUGUGUCUUCCUCGUGGCCUGUCAGUACGUGGAAACUGAGUUGGGAGCACCAGGAGCUUAGGAGGUGCUCAGCAACCGUUCCUGGACCACAGACAUUUCUUUUCAGGUGCAUUCUUAUGAAGCAACUAACACCCCUGUGCGACCCUGUGCCCGUGGAGUCCUUGGCUCUGAUCUCAUAUCCGGCUGAAUCCCUGAUUUGAGUCUAGCAAACAACGCGUCUAGUUCCCAGAAGAGAACCAAGAUUUAAGUCCCCAAAUUAAUUAUAUCGUCUAAAAUAAAAUUCCCACUGCAUGUUCAGGCUGUGGCUCUCAGGAACAAGAUAACUCACGCCAGAUAAGGAAGAAGAGGCUCAGGCCUGGGGGUACAUUGUCAGUUUACAGACCUUCAGCCAGAGGCCUUUCUCCGGAGCGUCAGGACACAGCGAAGUCACAGAACAGAGCAGAUUUCCCAGGAGCAGCAGAACAUGAUCGAGUCACAGAUAUCGUUUGAGGACGUGGCUGUGGACUUCACCUUGGAGGAGUGGCAGCUACUAAACCCUACUCAGAAGAACUUGUACAGAGACGUGAUGUUGGAGAACUAUAGCAAUCUAGCUUUCUUGGGUUAUCAAAUUAUCAAACCUGAUGCCGUUUUCCAGCUGGAGCAAGAAGAGCAGUGGAUAACAGAUGAAGAGAUCCUAAACCACAGCUGUCCAGAAGAAGUCUGGCUAGAUGAUAAUCUCAAAAUGUGGCACCAGGAUAAUCAAGACAAAGGUAUGGAGAGAGGCCAUGAAUAUGAUGUUUUUGGGAAAAUAUUUCAUUCCAGCAUUAACUUUGUUCAUUUAGGAAUGAGGCCUCAUAAAUGUGACACAGGUGAAAAAAGUUUGAAACAUCCUUUUGAUUUUCUUAUUCCAAAAAAUAACUGUGGAAGAAAGAAACUUGAUGAGCUCAAUAAGAAAUCGUUAGUCUAUAUCAAACCUGAUAGACCCCACAGUGGAAUAAAAUACCGUGGUUACAGUAAAUGUAGAAAAGCCAGCAGGAAGGAGUCGUGGCUCAUUACAAGCCAGAUAACGCAGUCAGGAGUCUGUCUAUGCGUGGAAUGUGGCAAAACUUUUAGCAAGAAGUCACAGCUCAUUGUGCAUCAGAGAACUCACACGGGGGAGAAGCCCUACGGCUGCGGCCAGUGCGGGAAGGCCUUCUCCCAGAAGUCAUUGCUCACUAUUCACCAAAGGACUCAUUCAGGAGAAAAACCAUAUGGGUGUGGUGAGUGUCAAAAAGCUUUCAGUAGGAAGUCACUGCUCGUUUUACAUCAGAGGACUCACACGGGAGAGAAGCCCUACAGCUGCCGCGAAUGUGGGAAGGCCUUCAGCAGGAAGUCCCAGCUUAAAAGACAUCAGAGAACUCACACAGUAGAGAAGCCCUACGGCUGCAGUGACUGUGGGAAAGCCUUCUCUCAGAAGCUAAAGCUCAUCUCCCAUCAGAGAAUGCACACGGGAGAGAAACCCUAUAAGUGUGGUGAUUGUGGGAAAGCCUUCUUUUGGAAGUCGCAGCUUAUUACUCAUCAGAGGACUCACACGGGGAAGAAACCCUAUGCAUGUAGUGAGUGUGAAAAAGCCUUCAGCAGGAACUCGCUCCUCAUUAGGCAUCAGAGGAUCCACACAGGAGAGAAGCCCUAUGAGUGCAGGGAGUGUGGAGAAGCCUUCAUCAGAAAACCACAGCUCGUUAAACACCAAAUAACUCACACAGGAGAGAGGAACCAUCACUGCGGCGAUUGCGACGAGGCCUUCUUCAAGAAGUCGGAGCUGAUCAGACAUCAGAAAACCCAUCUGGGAGAGAAACCCUAUGGAUGUGUUGAGUGUGGGAAAACUUUCUUUGGGAAGUCACAGCUCCUAACACAUCAAAGAACUCACACUGGAGAGAAGCCUUAUGAAUGCAGUGAGUGUGGGAAGGCCUUCACGCAGCGGUCAAGCCUGAUGUCCCAUCAGAGGACACACACAGGGGAGAAGCCCUAUGAGUGCAGUGAGUGUGGAAAAGCCUUCAGCGAGAAGUCAAGCCUCAUCCACCAUCAGAGAACCCACACUGGAGAAAAACCCUUUGAGUGUGGUGAAUGUAGGAAAGCUUUUGCCUGGAAGCCACAACUUCUGAGGCAUCAGAGAAUUCAUACAGGGGAGAAGCCCUAUGAAUGCAGUGAAUGCGGGAAAGCAUUUGUUCAGAAAGUGCAGCUCAUUAAGCAUCAGAGAAAUCAUACAGGAGAGAAAACCUAUGGAUGCAGUGAUUGUGCCAAAGCUUUCUUUGAGAAGGCACAGCUCAUUAUACAUCAGAGGAUUCAUACAGGAGAGAGACCCUAUGAAUGUGGUGAGUGUGGGAAGUCUUUCACUAGGAAGUCCCACCUCAUGCGGCAUCAGAGAAUUCACACAGGAGAUAAAUACUAUGGGUGCACUGAGUGUGGGACUGCCUUCAGCAGGAAGUCACAGCUCAUGACACAUCACAGGACUCAUGUCCUGGAGAAGCCACGUGAGUCCAGCGAGCAUGGGAAGCCUGCUGGCAGCUGUCGCGCCUCCCCGCCCUUCUGAGCACACAGGCAGGAGAGAAACACUGUCACUGCGCUGACUGUUGACAAAACUGUCAUUGCAAAGGUAAGUCUCACUAAACAGAAUUCAGGAAGGAAAGAGCUUUUAGAACAGUAGACCGUAUAGGAAAGCCUUCUCCCAGAAGACGCCAUUUAUUACACACAGAUGGCCCCACACUGUGGAAGUCUUAUCAAUAUUGUGAUAGCACAGAGCCUUUUAGUCAGAAGCAACAGCUCAUUAAACAUUUAGAAGACCUAAACAGGAGGAAAACUCUGUUGUUAUAAAAAGUGAGUGAAAGAUUUCAUAGAGGAAGGAUGACGACGGUGCACUCAAGAGCACGUGUGCGCAGAAAACACUAAAUGCUGUAUAUUGGAGAUUUCACACUGAGGAGUAGGCCCAGUAACUUCAAGAAUUUCGUAAGCAUGAUCCUAUUGAAAUAAGUCUAUAAAGAAGUUGUGUUUACUGUAUAUAAAUUAUUGUAAAGGUUUUUAAAUGGUAGAUGUGUUUGAAGUGUGAAGACUUCUGCUUUCUGCUGUGGUGGGUAACUCUCCUAUCUUAAUCGGCUAGAAACUGCACAAUUUAUGAAAUAAUGGUUUUUAGACAGAUAACAAGCACAGGUUUUGCUCCUUGGCAGAAGGUGGACAGGUUGAGGCGGGACCUACGAUUGCCCACCUGCUGCCUGGAGCCGUUCCCAGGCUGCACUGCAGGGAAGAGAACAACCGUGAUCUGCUGCGUUGAAUAGACUUGCUGCAUUGGCAUUUGGGGAGGCCACAGUAGCUAGAAUCUGCAGGGAAGUACUGGAGAGGAGGGAGUUUCCAAGAGAGAGGGCUGCAGAAAUCUGCAAGGAGUCCUCUUGAGUCUCUCAGCUUAGUACUGAUUUGGAUGUGUGUGAAGGAAACUUCCUGAGACCAGGAGAAGUAGUGCUGGGGAACAGCAGGCCCAAAGUUCCUGGAACUCGGAGCAGGCUGGGGACAGUUCACGUUCUCACCAGCCAGAGUGGAAACAGCUUAGCACGUGGGGCAUCAGGUAGAAUUCCCAGAAGAGUAUAUUGCCAGUGAGGGUAAUUAACUCUGGAUUAAAAGCUACUUUGGACCCACUGUGUCUGACAUCCAAAAACUUACCUGGCAUGCAAAGAAGCAGGAAAAUAUGACUUGUAACCAGGAGAAAAAUCCAUCAAUAGAAAGAGGCCUAGAUGAGAUUGAAGUGGUUGGAAUUAGUGGACAAGGAUGUUCACAUAGCUAUUAUAAAUAGAAAGUAGAGGAAAACAUGAAUUUGAUGAAACCUGACUGGAAGGUAUAUUUUAAAAAGCCCGAAUGGAACUUCUCACAAUGAAAAACACAAUCUCCGAAAAUUAGGAAAAAAAACCCUGCUAGAUAGAAUUAACAGGUUAGACAUAGAAGAAGAAAAAAUGUCAUUGAACUUGAAGAGUAGGAAUAAAAACUACGCAAGUGAUGUACACAGAGAAAAAAAGACUGGGGAAAAAAAGAGCCAGGAGAAUACAGUGGUGUCAUCCACGUAUAACUGGAGUUCCAGAAGGAGAGGAGAGAGACAAAGGGCAGAGGAAAGAAUUUGAAUAAAUAAUGGCUGAAAAUUUUCCACAUAUGCUGAAAAGUAUAACUCUACAUAUUCAAGAAGCUCAGAACCCAAAACAGAAAAAAUAUAAAGAAAAUCAUGCCGGUGGACAUCAUAGUCAAAUCGAUGAAAACCACGAAUAAAGCACCUAGAGAAGAGAACAGACUCAGCACAAGGAUGGCGGGAGGCCUCUGGCCGGGACCGUGCAGCCUGGAAGCCAGCCAAGCCACGCCUCUAAAUUCCUGAAAGAAAAACAGGACCCCUGCAAUCCAGAGUUCCAUUACUCAUCAAAAACACCUUUCAAAAAUGAAAGCCAAAAAGACUUUCUCAGAAAAAUAAAAUCAAGGAUAAUUUAUCACCUGUAGACCUCCCUUCAGGAAACAUUAAAGGAACUUUUUGGGCAGCAGGAAAAUAAUACUAAGUGGAAUUUGGAUCUAAAUGAGGAAAUGAGGAGUUCUGAAAAUGGCGAGUACGUGGGUAAAUAGAAAAGGUUUUUUCCUCAUUUUAGAAUCUUUCAAAAAAGCGAUUGACUCCUUCAAGCCUAGGGAUGAGAAUGUAUUUUGGUUAUGAUCUGUUUAGAAGUAGGGCGUUUGCCAUCAGUAGCGCUUAAGCAUUAAUCUUGAAAAAGAGCUGGGUAGACUGCAUCAUCUGAGUCAGAACCUGUGUCCUCGGGGCUCCGGAUGACUUGUCCUUGUAGCAGCUGCACAAUUGGAUUGUACGUAUCGUGGAUCUGUGUAUGUGCUGACCGUCCUCUGCUUCUCCAGGCCCAAUUCCCCCCGUCUCUGCUCCUCGAGGCUGUCCUCCGGGACAGCGUCUUGAGGGUCCUGCGUGAGCUUGAAUGUGGGGGAGCUGGGACGAGAGGUGUGUGGCCGGUGGAGAGGUUAGUGUGUUGAUCACCUCUCCCUUCCUCCUCCGGGCCAUGGUGUUGGCAGCAUCUUGCUCUUGUGUGACUGCAGCUUCCACUGGGCCGCCCUCUUCCAUGGCCCUCAAUCCCUCGGCUUUCAGUAACGAAAUUCUGUCUCCCUGCUCUUCAUACUUAAGGGCGGUAACUGCUUUGGGUGCCUCACCAUCCCUGGUUGGUUUCCUUAAUUCUGAACACAUGUCUUUAAAUAGUCCCUUUAUUAAAUGUUCUUGAGUUAAUAUUUUGAGUUUACCAUUUGUCUUCUGUGCCAUGUAUUUAAAUGAUGAGCGUUUAACAAAAUUUUGAGCAUCAGUUACUGGUACGUGUGCCUCAUAGGGCAUAGAUUGACAUCUGUCAAGAUUUACCACACUAUAUUAAUAUUUUCUCUUUGUAUUUUAACAAUUCAGUAGAAAGUAUAACAAAGUUCUUUGUGUUUUUUGUUUCGUUUUACUGCAUGUGUACAUGGCUCUGGAGAUUGUUACCAUCUGCUCCGUAUGCAGGUGGUCUUGUGGUUAUUACUAAACCCGUCUUCAGUAAUAGAAACUGAAAUAUUUAUGGAGUCUUAUGCUACCUCUGGGUUAGCCAAACAACUGACAAGAAAGCAUUGUUAUUUAUGUUAAAUAUGUACAGACAAGAAAAAAGAUAACCAGUUACUGAGUGAAGAAAAGAAUAAUGUAUCAUAUCUUCCAGUACUCUCAUUUUAAAAAUUGUGCUGUGCAAUUAAAAUAUCCUCAUUCCAUA